AUGACUAUGCUGUAUGAGGUUGAUUCCGACGCAGGGUCCUCAACACCCAAUAGUGUUCAGAGCCAUUACUCAACCAGCACAUCAGCUUCCAACACGUCCAACACAUAUGCCAAUAAGUCAAAGUACUUUCACCGCAUCUCCGUCCCUCUUGGCAAGCAUACAAGCCUCAUGUUGGACAGCAAUGACAAUGUUGAUGAUAUCGAAGAGGAAGAGGGAAAUGACGAGACAGACUACGAAUUGACUAGAAAUGCAAGUUCAAGUGCGAGCGCAAGUGCAAGUGCAACUCCUGUAACUAAUUCUGUAUCGACAUCAGAACACCACCAACAUUCCCUCUUGGCCCAAUUUGAACUCAAUGAAAUGAUCCCAUUCAACUUGUGUAAGCAUCUAUAUGAAAAGUUACAACAGGAAAUGCGUCUAGAAACACAACUACGUGGUGGACCCCAAGUAGAUGAAGACCAAAUUGAUAAGUUAUACUAUCUACUCAUCUCACUAUGCUAUAUCAAGGCAUUCAAACAAGUAUAUUCAACCAUAAAACUAGAGCAGAACAAAAUAGACUUGUUCAAAAGUGAGCAAAGUAUCGACAAGGAUGAAGAAAAAGUAUGCAUUUCAGACCUCAAGCUCAUAUCCCAUCUACAAGUAUAUGUUCCAGAAAGAAUAGAUAUGCUACUAUGCGGAUUGGGUAACCUUGUUACACCACACGGUAAAGUAUGUCUACUAUGGCCCAAGACUACACUAUUAACCCUACUAGUCAAUGCAAUACACUAUGGUUUAUUGUACUUUAACGAAAAAAUCAUAUCACGAAAACUACCAAACUUUGAAUCUGGAAUCAAAAACUUUAACAACAAAGAAAAAAGAAAGUCUGGAGAUAUGAAAUUUACAAAAGAGUCUCGAGAAUUGGGCAGCGAUCAUGGUAAAGGGGUGGCAACACAGCUUAUAUGGAGCGAUUAUGAAGGCUAUGAAAAGUUUCAAACAUAUUGCUCUCGUUACUUGUCACAAUUUGGUGAUGUUGAACAAAUGUGUCGACAAAACAACCAAAGUGAAUUAUACCAGUUUCACUUGACACACCCAGAGUACUCUUUAGUAUACGAAGCAAGUCUAUGUCUGUAUUUGGAAUGGAGCAAACGUAUCAACAAGUACGACGAGUCAGAUGUCAUUGUUUCAGCCCUAUCUAUACUAGGUUUACAGUUUGUCACUAUCCAAUCGACAAUUUUAAAGAAUAUGACUUUGAGGAUUGUACAGGCAUAUACUAAAUAUGAAGCAGCUAAGUUUGAAAAAAUUUGGAAGAUGAAGAACACAAGAGGCACUGGAAAGGGCAUGUUGGGCCAGUUGUGCAAAGAAGAAAAGGUUGAGAAUGAUCAAAGGUUGAGCAUGGACUCAAAGAGUAGUGGCAAUAACAACGACAACUUUGGCCAGCAUUGUAGUAAAUUGUGUGUUUCAGCUUUUCCAUUUACCGGUAUCAACAAGACAUUUGGUAAUAUGUUGAAGCCAAGCAGACAUUAUGAUAUCGUUGACUCUGAAGCCGCAUUGUUAUUGUUCCAAGAUAUUAUAAAUCAAGGAGUAUAG
Lodderomyces elongisporus is the source of this 1563-nucleotide messenger RNA. RefSeq lists its product as uncharacterized. The transcript has a single exon. The record is from RefSeq and is a predicted model, not a curated record. The coding region runs from base 1 to 1563 and encodes 520 amino acids. Lineage: Eukaryota; Fungi; Ascomycota; Pichiomycetes; Serinales; Debaryomycetaceae.